Messenger RNA from Psilocybe cubensis, 3159 nucleotides. RefSeq lists its product as uncharacterized. The transcript has 20 exons. Lineage: Eukaryota; Fungi; Basidiomycota; Agaricomycetes; Agaricales; Agrocybaceae. Gene Ontology annotation, cellular component: vacuole. Gene Ontology annotation, molecular function: beta-galactosidase activity. The record is from RefSeq and is a predicted model, not a curated record. Gene Ontology annotation, biological process: carbohydrate metabolic process. The coding region runs from base 1 to 3159 and encodes 1052 amino acids.
AUGACAGGCUUUGAACCACCGGUCGUACAAGGCCAGGCAAAGCGAAGACGAGGGAAGUUCUUUGCUUUGACCUGCUUGGUGUCUGUUGCCCUUGUCCUUGCAACGUCUCACAUAUACCCCAUCAAUUCGUUCAAUCUUGGGAACAUCCCACAGUUUGUUGCCCGCUCAACAUCAUUCAUAUCAGCGAGAUUGUCAACUGUAGCUGAUACUAUACCCACCAAAUCCUCAACAGAGCAAUUAAAUAGCUUUGCUCGUACACCUGAUGUCCAAUUCGACAACUUCAGUCUUAUUCUCAAAGGCCAGCGCGUCUUUUUACAUUCAGGGGAGUUCCAUACUUUUAGGCUCCCCGUACCGUCACUAUGGCCAGACAUUCUUGAAAAGGCUAAAGCAGCUGGAAUGAAUGCGCUUAGUGUUUAUACUCACAUGGGAUUGAUCAAUCCAGCUCCUGGUGUAGUCGACUUCGGAGGCUUCCGAGCAUUGCAACCUCUUUAUGAUGCUGCAAAAGCAGCAGGCAUCUGGAUUGUCCUUCGCCCUGGGGGAAUAGCCCACUGGGCCACCUCUGAAAUUGCUGGUCAACUUCGCACCAAUGCAACAGAUUGGCAAGCUGCAUGGCAAGACUAUAUAAAGGGAAUUAUCGAAGUCACCGCUCCAAACCAAAUCAAUAAUGGCGGACCAGUAAUUGAUAAUGAAUAUUCCCAAAGCCCCAGCUCACAUGCGGAAUAUUUCGCUGAACUUGAGGAUGUUUAUCGAAGUUCCAAUAUUGUAGUUCCUUUGACGUAUAAUGACCCCGGACAAGGAAGGAACUUCAUAAAUGGCACCGGUGCUGUUGACUUAUAUGGGCUUGAUUCAUACCCACAAGGAUUUGACUGCUCGAACCCCACGAGAUGGAAUGGGGUCACCACAAAUUACCAUCAAUACCAUGCCCAGGUCAAUCCAUCUCAGGCAUGGUACAUUCCAGAGUUCCAGGGCGGGUCCUUUGACGCAUGGGGUCCAACCGCACCAGGCUACGCGGGUUGUCGUGUUUUGACUGGGCCAGAUUUCCAAUCUGUUUUUAAUCGGCAGCUUUGGGCCAGUAAUGCAAAGUUGAUCAGUUAUUACAUGCUUUAUGGGGGAACGUCUUGGGGUGCCCUCCCUUUCCAUGGCGUUUAUACCUCAUAUGAUUACGGCGCCACAUUUACUGAAUCCCGAGAACUGACGUCCAAGGCUGAUGAACUCAAACGUCAAGCUCUCUUCCUUCGAAGUUCACGUGAAUUCUAUAAGACCGACUGGGUGGCAGAUUCUUCUACUGGACUUCAAGCUUCUACUAAUAGUGCUGCCUUCGUGACAUUCCUACAAAACCCUGACACUGGUGCUGGCUUUUACAUCGCCAGGCAAACUGAUUCUACGUCGACCGCGACCACUACAUUUAAGCUCAAUGUCACAGUCUCAGGAGAACCCCUGCAGGUUCCUAUUGUCGUCCCAUCUAUAACCCUUGGAGGCCGGGAAUCAAAAGUCAUUGUAACGGACUACGCCUUUGGAGCAUCUUCCAAACUUGCCUUCUCUACAGCUCAAAUAUUCUUUGCCGGUACAAUUGAUGGGCGCGAUGUGCUUUUCCUCCACGGAAAUUCAACACAGGAUCACGAAGCAGCGCUUCAGUUGACAGGAAAACCAAACAACUUGCACCAAACACCUGCGUCCCUUGUUCAACUCACCAAUAACACCGGUUUAGCCCAAAACACCACUCUCGUCAGCUUCUUGCACGGCAUUGAAGGAUUGGUCACAGUUUGGGACUCUGACACACAAUUGGUCCUAUUCGCAGACUCGGAUACAGCUGCCACUUUCUGGUCUCCUGUAAUAGCAGGAGCACAGAAUGAUCCGCACCGAAACUAUUGGGGGAUCGGCACCAACGAAUCCAUAUUGGUCGGAGGUCCAUAUCUUGUCCGUGAGGCAACUAUCACCGGCUCGAAGCUUGCUCUCAGAGGAGAUCUCAAGACAGACGUCCGGUUAUCGGUAAUCGCUCCGAAGAGUAUUAGAUCCAUCACUUGGAAUGGCGAAAGCGUAACUGGAGAUGUGGCAGCUUCUUCUACUCUCACAUUCUCCGGAGGAUUUGUAGGGCAGCUCAAACUCAGCAAAUCGUUCAGCGGCGUCAGUAUCCCAAAAUUAACGAAUUGGAAGUUCAAAGAUAGCUUGCCCGAGGUGCAGAAAUCUUUUAACGACCAAUCUUGGACGGUUGCAGACCAUACCACGACCAACAUACCUCUGAAACCAUAUUACGGAGAUGGACGGAUUCUUUAUGGAUGUGAUUAUGGAUUCUGCGAAAAUACCGUUCUCUGGAGAGGGCAUUUUGUUGCCACCGGAAAUGAGAAGAGCGUCAACUUGUCCAUUAAUGGAGGCGAAGCCUUCGCUGCGAGUGUCUGGGCUAACGAUGUUUUCCUUGGAACUUCGUUUGGAAACUCGACCAACAACCGCCGCAUUCUGGAAGAAACUGACGACAAAUUCAUCUUCCCAUCAGGCGCUUUAGUGCCUGGUAAAGACAAUAUAAUCACAGUUGUACAGGAUAACAUGGGUUUGAAUGAAACUCAAGGAUCCAACACGGACAGUUCAAAAGCUCCUCGAGGAAUUAGAGGCUUUGCUCUGGACGGUAACACAUUUGGAGAAUGGAAAGUGCAAGGUAAAAUCGGCGGUUACAAGAACUUCCCCGAUAAAGUUAGAGGCGUUAUGAAUGAAGGUGGACUUUUCGGCGAGCGACAGGGAUGGCACCUCCCUGGAUUUUCCACCAAAGGAUGGAUAUCGCGCGACCUUUCGCAAGGCCUCCCCAAUGACGCUGCUGGGGUCGGAUUUUUCAUCUCUACAUUCAAACUGAACAUUCCAAAGGGCCUGGAUGUAAUGCUGUCCUUUACCUUUGAGGAGCCUUUGGGCCAGCCAUACAGAGCAUUCUUGUUUGUUAAUGGAUGGAUGAUGGGCAAACGUGUCGCAAAUCUAGGGCCUCAAUCGAAAUUCCCGGUCCACGAAGGUAUAUUGGAUUAUCAAGGCGAAAAUACCGUUGCUGUCGCGCUGUGGGCCAUGGAACCGAACACAGGGAUUUCUCCAAACCUUCAGCUUACACUUGAUGGUGUCUACGACGGUGGAGUCAAUGUUGUGACAAACAACCCGAAAUGGUCUCCUCAAGGACGUACGUAA